ACGCGAUUAUAAUAGACAAACUCCUAAGUAAAUUAAACAUGUAAUUUUCACCAAACAUUUUAAAAUUAUCUCAAAAUGUAACAAGAAAAUACCAAAUUUAAAUGCAGUUUUAAUCACUAGAUUGGCAUUUUGUAAUUUUUAUUCGAGUGCAUAAACUAUCCUUCUUACCACUCCCGUUGUUGGGUAAAAAUAACAAAAUGUCAAGAACUCCAAGAAGCAAGUCAUAUCCAGGGAGCCUAUCAGACGCCCUAGGCGUACAAUGGGCGCCACGAGACCUGCCCAUGGCGCGGCGUCUCCAGACCCUCGGCGCUAUCGGAUGGAUCAGCAUGGUGCUAUUCGGGGAAGCCUUCGCCAUCUACCUGUUCUUCAAGCUGCUGUACUCGCAGUACUGGUGGCUCGCCAUCGCGUACUCCGUGUGGAUGUUGAGGGACAUUGACACGCCGGCUAGAGGGGGACGCACGUUUGAGUGGGUAAGAAACUGGGCCUGGUGGCGUUACUACCGCGACUAUUUCCCGCUCAAGCUCGUCAAAACGGCGGACCUGGAUCCUUCCAGAAACUACCUCCUCGCAUGUUUCCCACACGGAGUUGUCUGCACCGGGGCCUUCGGGGCUUUCGCUACAAACGCCUUGGAUUUCUACAAGAUAUUCCCUGGAAUGAGCUGCAAUAUGAUCACUUUGGGCGGCCAUUUUCUAGUACCGUUCUUCAGGGAUUUGAUCCUUGGGCUGGGCGCUUGCACAUCGUCAAGAGAAAGUUUGUUGCAUCUGCUGGACAAGAAGAAGCAUAAAGGGAACUGUGUGGCAUUGAUCGUUGGCGGGGCUGCUGAGGCGUUGGACUCCCACCCUGGGGAGUACAGUGUCAUCUUGAGCAGGAGGAAAGGAUUUAUCCGUAUCGCGAUGGCGUCAGGAGCGCCCCUCGUGCCAGUAUUCUCAUUCGGCGAGCCCGACGUUUUCCGGCCAUUGAACAACCCUCAGGACAGCUGGCUGAGAUGGUUCCAGGAAGCGGUAAGGAAGUGGACCGGCAUCUCGCCCAUGUUCCCCGUGGGUCGCGGCGUGUUCCAAUAUAACUUCGGGGUGGUGCCGCUCCGUGCGCCCGUCACCACUGUCGUCGGCACCCCCAUGGAGGUCCAAAAGAACCUGGAACCAACCGACGCUGAAGUGGACGCAGUUCACGCGGAGUUCACACAGAGGCUUGUCGAUCUUUUCGAAGCGGAGAAACACAAAUACUUGAAGAACGCGGAGAAUACACAUCUGGUUAUUACGUAACAGGACUAUUUUACAAUCCAUCCUUAGAUUAUGCCGGCUGUACACAUUCUUCGCGAGAACCCGAUACAGGCGGAGGAUGAGUACCUAUAGGCUAUACUUCUCGUCAUGCCAUGCCCUUCUCUGAUUGGGUGAAGUUUUUGAAGCCGGCGAGAGCUUCUCGACGAGUAUGUACAGCUGGCAUAAGAAGCAAGGCAUAUACUAUCUAUACCUAGUAGGUAUACAGGGCGUCCCACAGCUAUGCCACAUGGAGGGUAAGUACCCUGAAUAUUGUAGAUAGAACAUUUUGCUGAAAGAAGACAUUAUUUUAAUUUAAAAAACAAUUUAAACUGCAUUCAUAGAUUUUUAAAUAAUUACAUGGUUGAACCGGGAAUCGAACCCGCUACACGAAAAAAAAACACCCUGUAGCUUUUUCAUACCGAUCGAAAGGCUUCAUUAUAAGGAUUAUUUUUUGCUAAAUAACAUAGUGUCGGUAAUAAAAAGAAACCCAUGAAUUUUAACAUUUUUAAUUCAAAUUAACCAAUUUAAUUUAUCAAAUGCUCAAAAUGAGUGUCAUUCUGUUGAAUACAAAGCCGCUCUCUUUUGAUUAUUUCGCUAAAUUUCACAUCAAAUGUUAAAAUUCAUGGUCUUCCUUUAGUUUCUGACACUAUGUUAUUUAGCAAAAAAUAAUCCUUAUGAUGAAGCCUUUCGAUCGGGAUGAAAAAGCUACAGGGUGUUUUUUUUUUCUCGUGUAGCGGGUUCGAUUCCCGGUUCAACCAUGUAAUUAUUUAAAAAUCAUGAAUGCAGUUUAAAUUGUUUUUAAAAUUAAAAUAAUGUCUUCUUUCAGUAAAAUGUUCCAUCUACAAUAUUCAGGGUACUUUCCCUCCAUGUGGCAUAGCUGUGGGACGCCCUGUAUAUAGUUUGCAAGUAUAGUUUUUAUAUUUCGCCAAUAUUUUGAAAUUGGGUCGAUCAACUAGAGAUAAUUUUACCCAAUUAAAUUUCCUAUAAUAAUUUGUCCUGUGGACUCUAUAAGGUCAAUGGUACGAACAAAACCUUUUCUAACGUAUUGGGUACAACAAUAAAAGCGCAUAGCGUAAGGGAUAGCUCAAUGGUAUUAGAAUUUAGAUACUUUAUUCCAUAUGAAUAGACUGAUAAUUUAAAUUAAUCAUAAGUUCUUUAAAAUGGAUUAUAACAAUAGAAUUGUCUAGAAUAUUUUGGGCCAAAAAUUUCUACUAUUCAAAUUAUCCAGAUUUUGGAUAAUUAUUUCAAAUAUUGAUAAUAAUUUUUUGGGCAAAGCUAUUUUAGACUAGCUAUGACAUCAUGCAAUAUAAAAUAUAAUUAUGUUACAAGUGAAAUGUAAGGUACAAAUAUAUUUUCGUAUGUUGUUACAAAA
Cydia fagiglandana is the source of this 2631-nucleotide messenger RNA. Its product is annotated as 2-acylglycerol O-acyltransferase 2-like. Gene Ontology annotation, biological process: triglyceride biosynthetic process. The transcript has 6 exons. Gene Ontology annotation, molecular function: diacylglycerol O-acyltransferase activity. Gene Ontology annotation, cellular component: endoplasmic reticulum membrane. The coding region runs from base 198 to 1262 and encodes 354 amino acids. NCBI's taxonomy places the organism in Eukaryota, Metazoa, Arthropoda, Insecta, Lepidoptera, Tortricidae. The record is from RefSeq and is a predicted model, not a curated record.